CGCGAGCGCUGCUUGCCCUCUGCCUGGCUUCACCUGCCCGUACGCGUACUCUCUGCCGCCAACCACGCCUAGUUCCUACGCAAACAAAUCCCAGGGCUUGCACGCCGUCAUGAGCUCGCGGGACCAUGACUUAGUGCAGUCUGUCGCUGCAGACGAGCCAGCAAUCAUCCUCCCCGCCUCGCCGCCGCGCCGUGAUCCCGUCGAAGACGCAGACGCAAGCUUCACCCGCAAACGCCCCCGCCUAGACAGCGGCAGCAACAGUCUCCGCGCCAUGUCCACCGAUCCGCAGACGCCAGACAACGCGGCCGCGUUGCCCCACGAGAAGCAGGUAGAGAUGACCAUACGCUCGCACCCGCCCUCGUCCCCCGUGCAUGCUGGAGAUGAGGAUGAUAGCAAUACUAACGGCUUCCUCGAGGACACGCUUCCUGCCCAGGACGACCUGCCAAUAGUCAUAGCCAGCCCAGAGCAAGAAUCCGGAAGCCCGCCUAUCAUGCUCAUCGACGACGAUGACGACUCUCCAGCCUUCACCGUACAGCUGGAUGCAGAAGACCACUUCCGCCAGUUCCCAUUCGCACGCUCGGGCAACUACUCCCAGAUGGUUCGAGAGCUUACCCAUCAUGUCAACACAGCUACCAACGUCUACGCCAACCUAAUCCCCACCAUCUCGGAAUGGCUGGAAGGAAUCCCCGACCCUUCCGCAGAUCUACAAGGCUUCUAUGUGAACAAGGCCAUGUUCUGGGACGACUUCGCUAGCCUGGUGAAUAAAUUGCUACUUCGGAGGUACCAAUGGUUCACUGCUUUUGGUGCUGGGCAUAAUAAUAAUAAUGUGAGCAGAUUUCCAUUUGGCGACGAGUUCGAUGACAUCCAGGUAGACGCCAUGUUCUACCGCUUCCUAGCUGCCUAUGUGAGGGUGUGCUCCUACCUACUGCUGGCAGACGUCCAUCUCCUUUCCCGGCCGCGCCCCGAGGAAAUCUAUCCUUUGGCUCUUCUCAGCCACAAGCACCUCCGACAUCUCCACACCAUUCUUCGCGCCGAGAAGUCUCCGCUUUUCCACCUGUUACACAAAGAGUACGCCGCAGAUACCCGCGAGUUGAGCAUUCGUCUCCACAAGGAUUUCCUCGCCGCCAACGGUGCUCAGAAUCUUCUCCGGUUUUCUGAUGAAGCGUUUCAUCAAGUACCGAUAAACACGCAGAACUUUAUUGCGACAUACGUUUCACAGCUUCUCACUGUACUGGGAUGGUCGAUACAUGAGUUUCCAAGCGCGAGUAGCCACCAAAACCGCUCCGAGUACUAUCGCGGCACGCUGCUAUUCUUCCACAAAUACAGCGGUGAUCUUUACGAUCUCAGCAGAACAACAGAUGCUGGCAUUGCUCGAGAUCUCAUACUAUUCUUCUCCAACCUUCUGUCCGAUCUUUGUCUUUGGGACAAGGAUAUCGCCGCGGAGCUGGCCGAUACCUUCUUGGAUUUCAGGGACCCGGAAUCUCCGACCAUGUCUUCAUCCGCAAAAGAUGCAGCUAGCACUUCUCACGUUGAUUACCGCAGGGACCCUGUGUCCUUCCCCGCGUUGGUAUCGAACGCUUGGAAAUUCAAACUACUUCGCAAGUACGUUGUCAAGGGCAAAAUGGAUCUACGCGUCAUGAGCAUUGCUACCAUGGACGCCGCCUUGGUCGAAAUAUGGCGGGAGUAUAGUAGUAUCGACACAACCUGCAAACAUCCUGUCAUGCAGCACCUGGCAGACUUUCUUCUCCACGGACAGGUCGUGGAUUACAUCAUUAGUGUCGACUCCCACCCGCAGCUCAUAUCUCGCAGCGGGAACAUUGUUGGAUUCCUCGUCGUCACUCAUCGUUGGUCGGACAGCCAAGCUGACGCCAUCUGGAAAACCGUUUCUACCAACCCCGAUCCUCGAGUAGUCGCAGCAACGAUGACUAUGCUCCGAGGCAUUAUUAGCCUUAUGGCUUCUCCAGAUCAUCUGUAUCUCUGCAUGAAGCUGCACGAAUUGCCUAUUGAGAGAUAUACGCUAGACAUCUUGCGAUUUCUGCGAGACUUGACUGGAAAACUCAUAGAGAGGUCGCCGCCAGUUGAUUAUAGCACCGGGGAAUCUAAUGCCAGGCCCUGGAAUGUCUGUAUUCGUAUGAUACGCGAUACUGCGCCAAGCAGAGACGCAGACAAGAACAUAUUGGAUCUGCACAGCGAAGCCAACGAACAACUUCGCGUGCUGACCAACAUUGUUCCUCCGAAUGAGCGACAUGCUAUAUAUCGCGAAUGUACACGGCAUAUUGCGAACAGAACAAAAGAAGCUACCGGCAGUGUCAGAGUCAUCUUCAUGCUCGCGUCGCCGCCUCAUUCAGGCGAUGGAUUUUUCUUCCAGCAAAACAAGGACUUGGCGCGCCAAAUUCUCGACGAGAUACCUGCUUUCGUCAAAAUGGAGAGCAAAGUUGAGCCCUAUCCUUAUCAGAUGCUAGUUCUGCAGUACCGGGUGGAGCUUCUUGCACUCAUGAUCAGCCGGGCUGGACCCGCUAUACCAACCGAUCUUUACCAAGAUCUCUGGGAUUAUGUCAUUGGCAAGUACGCGUUGUCAAAUGAUGCUCGCAAUAUGGCCUGGUUGCAGCUCUCCCAGACACUCAAAGUCUCUUCCGACAAUACAUUCUGCGAGCAGCUUGUCUUUUCGUAUCUGUCCACUUUGGACCCGCAGUUCUACACCUCCGGCUUGUUCGAAUUUGUUGCCAACUACAACUUUCCCACCACUCGGCAGCUGAUCACCACAGAGCAAGGGGAAACCUCUGUGUUACAAAUUCCUGGUGCCGAUAUGCUAUGGUCCAUGGUCUUGUUUUCACCAAAAGGUACUAUUGAAGACCGCGCAGCUCGCCUCCUUGCUGCCCGCUAUGUACAGGUCAACGACACGGAAGGGGUAACUUUGCCAGAAGUCGAGGCCGCUCAUGUCGCCCUUGUGGAGAAAUGCAUGCAAGAAAUGCGGUCUGCAUCUAAGACUUUACGGACGAAGACACUAGAUCAGACAUCCCCAGCAAUGGACAUAACUUUGUCCGAUGAGACACAGCAAGAGAACGAGGUUCGCUUCGGGAGAGUACUGUUGUUUCAAAAGCUAUUGCUCGAAUACGUUCGGCAGAAACCAGAGUUGAACCGUAGCCGAAGAAUGGAUUCAAAGAUUGACGAAACGGAUGUCCCUUGUGGAGAUGCUAUCAAGAUCAAGUACCAAUGUGGCAACGACCGACAGGUUGUCACGAUGGCGUCCGACCAUACACUGGAGGACCUCUAUAGGAGGUUAUGCCAUGCCACUGGUUUCACUAAGAUUAAUCUUUUUGCCAAGGGUCAACGGCUGAAUAUCACCGAGAAGGCAGCCCAUAAGAUAUCAGAGACCGAUUUUGGGGGCCAGCUGCUCGUACAACGAGCCGAAGGGGCUGAAGUCACACGUCCGUUAUCCGGACCCGUUUCAGGCUCUUCGAUCUUUGAAACCACCCUUUUGACGUAUUUCGACGAGCUUUUCGCUUUGAUGGACUCGGAUGACACGAUUAGCCGACUAAUCUACGAAUUCUUGAGCUUCUUUCCCGCUCGUAACACUUUCGCAGAUAGUGUCAUCACCAAUGUUGCCUCGUCUGAGAGCCUGUUCCCACCUGGAAAGUUCUUUCAGGCAAGAUACUCGGCUCAAGCGCUUCAGUCACGGUUGAGGGAACAUAUACGCAGUUCAUCGUUGAAUGAGAAAUUUUUGGCCAACGCCAUCCGACGCUUAGAUGAGGCACUUCUCAACUCAAAGCUGAUUAGCGACCCAAUAUCCAGUUUCCAGGAACUCGAGCUGGCAGCUGUACUGAUAAAUGUCCUCCUGGAAUUUCUCAGAGCAGAGCGUCCUUCUCCAGACAUGUCAGCCGGUUACUUCUCCGAUGGGUCUCUCCUUGCGGAUCGCCUCGUGAAAAUAUUGUCGGUGGCACUUGGAACAAACGACGACGCUGCCGUCGUUCAAGACUCGUAUGCUGUUCUCCUGGAAGCGUCACUGCAUUCCCGAGCUGUGUGGGAGGCUUUCAUCAACAACUCGGAUUCGACACGCUUACACCAAAUUCUGCUUUUGACUGACCCAAGGCAACCUGUUCGAAUGCAUAUCGCAAUGAAAAUCGCCUCUGUCUGUGGAGGAGAUCUUCCGUCAACGUGUCCACUAACCAAAGGGGAAGUCGCUGCUCGCUUUUGGUCCACAAUAUGGGCAAUUCUUCCUGAGGCCGUACUUCAUCCUGAGCAGUCGCAACAAUUGCUCGAGAUUGCCGAGCACGUUUUUCGCGCCAAUGACGAAUACGAUCGCAACGAGAAUUCACUACGAUUAUCCUUGACACAAUGGAGCAACCUCCUUUUGAAACAUGAGCAUAUGGGAUUCGUAGGGCGCGAGGAGACUGACCAUGUCGUACUCGGCUUCACAAAGCUUCUUCUGUGUUGCAUAUUUUCCCUCAAGUCCUUCAAGAAGCCCGUGAAUGCUGGCACGCUGAUGGAGCGGAUUUUCAGGAAGUAUAUCUUUGUCCCAAGUCAAACAAUUGUCUCCCCAACGGAUACCGAGCCCGCCAGCCGCACUAUUCUCCCGGUACUAGAGAGCCACACAAGACAAGAACUGUAUAAUCUUAUGCUUGCAUUGGCCGAGGACCGCAACACCUAUAGUGCCCUACUCCAUUUAGCAGGGGGGGUAGAGAAUGAUGAGUACGAGCCAGUGCUAGCAACUAUUUCCGUGGAUCGCUCUAUGGAAGUUCGUUCGAGCACAGGCUAUGUCGGCCUAUACAAUCCACGUGCGAUAUGCUACAUGAAUUCGCUGCUGACCCAGCUUUUCAUGAAUCUGAACUUCCGAAAGUUCAUGCUUAGCUUGGAGGUGCAAGAGGCUAGUGGUGCCCAGAAACUUCUAUUCGAAACACAAAGGCUUUUCACGCAGAUGCAGCAUUCAUUCAGGAGAUCGACGGAUCCACGUAGUUUUGCAGCCUGCGUAAGGAAUCUCGAACAAGCGCCGAUUGACAUCAGUAUCCAAAUGGAUGCAGACGAAUUCUACAACUUGCUUUUCGAUCAAUGGGAGGCUCAGCUCGUCAAAGAGGAACACAAGCAACAGUUUCGCUCAUUCUACGGCGGGCAAACCCUCAACCAAAUCAAGUCGAAAGAAUGCGAGCAUGUGUCUGAGCGAGCGGAGCCUUUCUUCGCCGUGCAGUGCGACGUUCAGGGCAAAGCCAACCUCCACGAGAGUCUUCAAGCCUUUGUUCGCGGUGAUGUCAUGGAAGGCGACAAUAAGUACAAGUGCGAGUCAUGCGGCGGUAAAUUCGUCGAUGCUGUAAAGCGGACUUGUCUCAAAGAUGUGCCCGACAACCUGAUAUUUCACCUCAAGCGAUUCGAGUUUGACCUGAAUGAUUUCAGCCGAAGGAAGAUCUACGACCACUUCGAGUUUCCACCAUCUAUUGAUAUCAGCGUAUACCACGUCGACCACCUCAGUGAUCCAUCCAAGCCGCGCAAAGAAGACAUGUUCGACUUGGUUGGUGUCCUUGUACACACCGGCAACUGCGAGAACGGUCAUUACUAUUCUUAUAUUCGCGAGCGACCCUGCCCAGCUGAAGGCGCGACACCGACCUGGGUGGAAUUCGACGAUAGCAAUGUUGGCUCUUUUGAUCCCGCGGACAUUGCGCAGAAGGCCUUUGGUGGAACAAUGGAAGAGGUUUACGGUCGGACAAUGAAAAACUACUCUGCCUACAUGUUGUUCUACCAACGCAGGACUGCAGUAGAGGAGGAUCAGCGCCAGUGGGUCACUACCACGAGAGAACAAGCGCUAAAAGUUCCGGUGCCGCAGCCUCUUCGGAAAGAGGUAGACGUUAACAAUGAGCUCUUCAUUCGAGAGUACUGCCGAUUCGACUCCAGUCACUCGAGAUUCGUGCGUCAACUUCAUGCAACGUCCCGGACGAUCAAUCACGGGACUUGCUCGGAAGACCAUGAACAGGAGACUCGUGCCCUACACAUUGUCUUGUCGCAUCUAAGCCAAAUCGUCUGGCGUCAGCAAACACCUGACAUCUUCGCUGAAACCUUAUCACAACUCCGUCGAACCGUUCUAACAUGUUCGAUGUGCUGUAACGUCGUGUUAAAAGCACUCUCCGCAGACGAAUUCGCGCUACUCAACCUACUUCUACGGAACAUGCAUCCUAAGAUUAGGGCACAGACGCGCACUUUCAUCGUCGACUGUCUGAAGUUUUUCCGCGAACAAGAACCGGCUCUAUAUGGUAUAGAAGGCACAGACGGCGACAUGGAGUUAGACUCUACUGCUCCAAUGGAGGGAGUACUCGCAACUGUGGUCAAGCGAUUACGAGUUACCGCGGACGAAACAUACAUGAGCACUCGAGGUUGGGACGACUACUAUUUGACCCUUACUCAAGUGGUAGAGAUGGGUCACGUGGAAACAGCAGUCCUACUCAGUCACGGCAUACUAGAGUUCUGCUUGAAGCUGUUCUCUAUGCACAUGCACACGAGCUUCAGGGAUGAGCACUAUGACUUAUCGCGAAUUAUGGAAAAGAGAAAAGGCAUUACCAACAGACUGAUCGGCUUUUUAUCCGCGCUGCUCUUGCGUACGGAUAUACGCCUACCCGUCAUCUCAGCAAACCAGGCAGAAGAUCGCCAAGCCACGCUUGACCGCGAAAGGACGAGGUUUCCACUAACCCAACGCGAGAAGCAGAUCUUGCUCUUCUGGUCGGAUGAGCUCAAAGCCAUCGUCAUUCUAGACAAGAUAUUGGAGCUGUUCGACCAAACCAAGGUUGACUAUUUUUAUCCUGGCGACAUAGUCAAGUGGAUGCUCGAAUCGGAAGAGUCACAGAUACAAACGAACCUGACCAGAACUAUCGUCGAAGGCAUCAUGCUCGAUCCUUCCUACUGCGAUGCUUACAUCCGAGCUGGUCUAGCAUUCUGCCAAGCUUGUCCGAUUGUCGAAAACAUCACCAAAGUGAUUGCCGCAGUGUCCAAAGCUAUUUCGUCCACAAGCCGAGCAGAAGAAGAACGCGUACCCGGUGGUGAAGCUGUCCUCGACUUCUACGUCGGGCUCUUCAAGGCCGAGAACGAAGUCUUGUUCGAACACAAAGGUAACACUUUCGCCUUUCACCACUACCUCAUGAACAAGAGCCGAUUAUACGCAAUGCCACUACUCAUGCAUAACCUCGAGAGCGUCCGAAAAGGCACACACGUCCUCCUUCGCGAACUCUACGGCAAUCCCGCCGAAAUGCCCGAAGAAACCGUGGCACUCAAGUGGAAAACUAUGCGCGACCUCGUGGCCGAUAUGAAUAACCGCAUUGUCUACGAACAGGAUGCUGGCAUGUUGCGGAGUCACCUCAAUCCGCUUAUUGCGACAUGCCAAGCACUCGUGCAACUCUUAUGGUUCCUCAGUCAGAACGAGGACGAGGAGAUGCAGCAGUACAAGGAUCCGAACGAUACCGCUCUGGUUUAUCAAUACCAGACGGAAGUUGAACCUCGACUACGCAUGUGGCCAGUGGACGACGGAGCAGAGGGUAGUGAGGGUGGGGGCUUUGAUGGCCAGAGUGAUUAUGGUAGUGAGUCCGAUGAUGCGGACGCGCUGCUUGAUAUUCAAUGAGAGGCUCGUGUUGACAGAAUGCAAGCUAUAGGAUCAUCGCCUCCUGUUGCAAGUCCUGAGCCGCCUCUGUUCUCCAGCGCAGACGAUAGUCUUGAUCCAAAUAUCGCACUCUACCCAAAGGAC
Cucurbitaria berberidis CBS 394.84 is the source of this 7714-nucleotide messenger RNA. RefSeq lists its product as uncharacterized. The record is from RefSeq and is a predicted model, not a curated record. The coding region runs from base 110 to 7591 and encodes 2493 amino acids. The transcript is spliced from 7 exons. Gene Ontology annotation, cellular component: nucleus; cytosol. Gene Ontology annotation, biological process: protein deubiquitination. Lineage: Eukaryota; Fungi; Ascomycota; Dothideomycetes; Pleosporales; Cucurbitariaceae. Gene Ontology annotation, molecular function: cysteine-type deubiquitinase activity; cysteine-type endopeptidase activity.